CUCGAACCGGGCCAUAAUACUCCGACCGGGACGACCCUUUCCUCUUCCCCGGUUCGGCCCCUCCUCCGCGCCGCGAAACCCUAGCCCGCCUCAAUGGACGACACCUCCGCCUCCAAGCGCAAGCGCAAGCGCAGCCGCAAGCCCAAGGAGUCCCCCGCCUCUCCCGACCGCUCCUCCCCCUCUCCGGCCCCCGCCGCCGACCCUGUCCCCGCCGUGGCUGGCCGCCGGGGCCGCAAGCCGCGCCGUCACGAGGCCCCAGCCGACGCGGACGCCUCGCGCCCGCCGUCCCCGCCCCGCCGCGGGGAGCCGAAGCCGGUGGCUAAUGGAGGCGACGCGGUGGUUGAGGCGGGCCCCGCGAGCUGGGAGGAGGUGGUGCGGGUGGUGCCGUGCAUGGACGCGGUCGUGAAGGUGUUCUGCGUGCACACGGAGCCCAACUUCUCGCUGCCGUGGCAGAGGAAGCGGCAGUACAGCUCCAGCAGCAGCGGGUUUAUCAUCGGUGGCCGCCGUGUCCUCACUAACGCCCACUCCGUCGAGCACUACACCCAGGUUAAGCUUAAGAAGCGCGGCUCCGACACCAAGUACCUUGCCACCGUCCUCGCUAUUGGCACGGAGUGCGACAUUGCGCUGUUAACUGUUAGUGAUGAUGAAUUCUGGGAAGGAGUUUCACCUGUUGAGUUUGGAACAUUACCGGCGCUUCAGGAUGCGGUCACCGUUGUUGGUUAUCCAAUCGGAGGAGAUACAAUAUCUGUGACAAGCGGAGUGGUCUCCAGGAUAGAAAUACUUUCAUAUGUUCAUGGUUCUACUGAACUUCUAGGCUUGCAGAUAGAUGCAGCUAUUAAUUCAGGAAAUUCAGGUGGCCCAGCUUUUAAUGAUAGGGGCAAAUGUGUUGGUAUAGCUUUUCAAUCUCUCAAACAUGAAGAUGCGGAGAAUAUAGGUUAUGUAAUACCCACCCCAGUUAUUAAGCACUUCAUUCAAGAUUAUGAGAAAUCGGGAGAAUACACAGGCUUCCCUAUACUUGGGAUUGAAUGGCAGAAAAUGGAAAAUCCUGAUCUUCGCAAAGCAAUGGGGAUGAAACCAGAUCAAAAGGGUGUUCGUGUUAGGAGGGUGGAGCCCACUGCUCCUGAGUCUGGAUGUCUACAUCCGUCUGAUAUUAUUCUUAGCUUUGAUAGUGUCGACAUUGCUAAUGAUGGCACAGUUCCUUUCAGGCAUGGCGAGCGUAUUGGCUUCAGUUACCUUGUUUCUCAGAAAUAUACUGGCGAGAAGGCUCUUGUUAAAGUUCUGCGUGAUUCGAAAGUUCAUGAAUUUAAAAUACGGCUAGCAACCCACAAGAGACUCGUUGCAGCUCAUGUAAAGGGCAGGCCACCGUCAUAUUACAUAGUUGCUGGCUUUGUUUUUGCAGCUGUCUCUGUUCCAUACCUUCGAUCUGAGUAUGGAAAAGACUAUGAAUAUGAUGCACCUGUCAAGUUGUUGGUGAAGCAUUUGCAUGCAAUGGCGGAAUCACCUGAUGAACAGCUAGUGGUGGUAUCACAGGUGCUUGUAGCAGAUAUCAAUAUUGGUUAUGAAGAUAUUGUAAAUACUCAGGUUCUUGCUUUCAAUGGUCAGCUUGUAAAAAACUUGAAGAACUUAGUGACCAUGGUGGAAAAUUGCAAGGAUGAAUUUUUGAAGUUUGAUCUGGAGUAUGACCAGAUUGUUGUCCUCGAGACAAAAACUGCAAAGGCUGCUACUCAGGACAUUCUGACGACGCACUGUAUACCUUCUGCAAUGUCGGAUGACCUCAAGACCUAAUGAGGAGCAUGAUGCAGCCUCUGGCCAUCAGGUGGCCCCUACAGCUUGGGCCACAUUUUUGGUUGAAUUGAUUAGUAGGGUCGCACAAUGUCCUUCCCGUGAGAAGUUCCAUUCUGUGAACGGAAGGCUCUUCAGGGGUUCUGGAUGUCAAAAGGAGCCGGCUGGUGCCUUGAGCUGCACCAGAGAAGAGAGCGUCACGUCACCAUAAGCUGGAGUUGUUGCCAGCAGUGAGUCAUCAUGAAAACGAUAGUAGCUAGUAAGAAGCAGUGUCUCGUUUCAAAAUUUCAUUACAUUACAUGAAUUAGUAAUGAGAAGAGAAAUGAUAUUUAUCCUCAACACCGGCGAAGUUCAGUAAUGCCAAAUGAUAUACUAGAGUUAGCAGUAAUAUUUGGACAUAUGACUGUCCGUGCAUCCUCGUUUGUGUUAACAAGUGCAAUCGCUAUCAGGUUGUGGAGUACACAAAGUGGUUUCCGGCUGAAUCAUUCAUACGUGAUAUUUAAACUUUCUGUACCA
Phragmites australis (common reed) is the source of this 2298-nucleotide messenger RNA. RefSeq names its product protease Do-like 9. The transcript is spliced from 9 exons. Gene Ontology annotation, biological process: proteolysis. NCBI's taxonomy places the organism in Eukaryota, Viridiplantae, Streptophyta, Magnoliopsida, Poales, Poaceae. The coding region runs from base 94 to 1785 and encodes 563 amino acids. Gene Ontology annotation, molecular function: serine-type endopeptidase activity; protein binding. The record is from RefSeq and is a predicted model, not a curated record.